Messenger RNA from Rhinolophus ferrumequinum (greater horseshoe bat), 3242 nucleotides. RefSeq names its product phytanoyl-CoA 2-hydroxylase interacting protein (gene PHYHIP). Lineage: Eukaryota; Metazoa; Chordata; Mammalia; Chiroptera; Rhinolophidae. The record is from RefSeq and is a predicted model, not a curated record. Gene Ontology annotation, cellular component: cytoplasm. Bases 710 to 1702 code for a protein of 330 amino acids. Gene Ontology annotation, molecular function: protein binding. The transcript has 6 exons.
CGGAAGGAUUUAGGCAGAGGGCAUGUUUCCUGGAAGAACCAGGAAAGGGGACAGCCACUGCCACUGUCUCCAAGGACAUCAGCAUAGCUCCCUUCCAGACCCUCUACCCUUUCUCCCUCCCACCAGCCCGGGCGAACAGGGACCAAGCUUGCUUACUGUCACCUGACGCUGGGCAGCCACUGAUCCCAUUGGUGGAGCCAGAUUCAGUCUGGCUCUCCUGUUCCUUCUCGCCUUCUCUGCCUCUCUCUCCUCCACGCCGCUUUGAUUUUGCUCUUGCCUCUCCUUGCGCUCGGCUGGAAACAUCACCUCUCUGGGGGCAGCAGCGCGCUGCGGACCAGGCAGGGGCUGCCUGCGGGGCAUGGAAGAAGCCUCCUUGGCAGCCGUGAGAGGAGCGAGAGAAGCCAGUGAGCACUGCUGUCUGUGACCCAGGCAUCUGGCCGCUGCCUCUCUGCCUGGGGAGCCCAUCCACACAGAGGUCUCUCCUUUUCCUCCCUUCCAGGUCUUCCUCUGCAGAGCCCAUUGGAGCCAGCAUUCCCACUGCCUCUGCCACCUGUCAGGUGCCUUCUGCUCUGCAGACCCCUCCAAGGAGAGCCAAGAACCCCCUGUGGGGGGACACCCCAUCCCACCUUCGGUCCCCCCCUUAGUCUUCCCUGUGCUAUCUUUCCAUCAGACUUGAUGAGUCCCCACAGGAGCCAAACCAGAGGGGAACAUGGAGCUGCUGUCCACACCCCACAGCAUUGAGGUCAAUAAUAUCACCUGUGACUCCUUCCGCAUCUCCUGGGCCAUGGAGAACAGCGACCUGGAGAGGGUCACCCAUUACUUCAUCGACCUCAACAAGAAGGAGAAUAAGAACUCCAACAAGUUCAAGCACCGGGAUGUCCCCACCAAGCUUGUGGCCAAAGCCGUGCCGCUGCCCAUGACAGUGAGAGGCCACUGGUUCCUGAGCCCCCGCACGGAAUACAGCGUAGCGGUGCAGACUGCCGUGAAGCAGAGCGACGGGGAGUACCUGGUGUCCGGCUGGAGUGAGACCGUCGAGUUCUGCACCGGGGAUUAUGCCAAGGAGCACCUGGCACAGCUGCAGGAGAAGGCUGAGCAGAUCGCGGGCCGUAUGCUGCGCUUCUCUGUCUUCUACCGUAACCAUCACAAGGAGUACUUCCAGCAUGCCAGGACCCAUUGUGGGAACAUGCUGCAGCCCUACUUGAAGGACAACAGCGGCAGCCACGGUUCCCCGACCAGCGGCAUGCUCCACGGAGUCUUCUUCAGUUGCAACACGGAGUUCAACACAGGCCAGCCCCCUCAGGACUCUCCCUACGGCCGCUGGCGCUUCCAGAUUCCCGCCCAGCGCCUUUUCAACCCCAGCACCAACCUCUACUUUGCAGACUUCUACUGUAUGUACACAGCCUACCACUAUGCCAUCCUGGUUCUGGCCCCCAAGGGCUCCCUGGGGGACCGCUUCUGCCGAGACCGCCUGCCCCUCCUGGACAUUGCUUGCAACAAGUUCCUGACCUGCAGUGUGGAGGAUGGAGAGCUGGUCUUCCGCCACGCCCAGGAUCUCAUCCUGGAGGUCAUCUAUACGGAGCCCGUCGACCUGUCCCUGGGCACCCUGGGAGAGAUCAGUGGCCACCAGCUCAUGAGUCUGUCCACUGCCGACGCCAAGAAAGACCCCAGCUGCAAGACCUGCAAUAUCAGUGUGGGCCGCUAGGGACUCCUGGGGCGCUGGGGGGCUAGGGAGAGAGGACAGGCAGGGCGCCAUGGGCGGCAUAGGUUCAGGGAGCUGGCUUUCUCUCCCCUAGCCCCCUGCUCCCUCCAUGCCUUUGGUCUCCCCCUCCCCACCCCUUGGCAUUACAGGCAGCAGAGGGCGGUUCCCUUGGUAGGCCUGGUAGACCUGGAAAGGCUCUUAGCCUCUGUAGCUUGGUGGGGGGUUGGAUUUCUGGAGACUUCCCCUUUCCUCUGGUUUCCCAGUCCUGCUGUUUCCUGCUUUCUCCCAGGCCUCCACCUCCUGGAGACUUUAGGCCUCCCGGGCCUUCCAGGCCCAAGUCGAUGUGUAGCUUGCCUGCCUCCAGAGGUGACACAGAACUGUGGGGUGCUCCUCCUUAGCCCCACCCACCCCACUCAGGUCCACCACAGGAUGCCCCUGCCUUCUCAGCCGGGCCUGGGGGCUUCCCAUGCCAGGUUUGGCCCCUUCCCUCUAUAAAUAGACUCCUGCACCGCUGUGACCCCAGCUGCUCCUGACCCAAAGCACCUCCUCCUGCAUGGGGAGUUGUCCCCCCCUCUUGUCACCUGCACUAGAAAGAGGCCCUCUUUUUCCUCUUGGCUUUGGGGCAUCCAAGCUCUUGGAAUGUUUUGUUUCAUCUAUCUGGAGAAUGUCUAGACCCCAGUGGACUUGCUCCCUUGCUCAGAGCACGGGGGCCUGGAAUGGCAGCCACUGGGGUUGAGCAGGGGGAGAGAGACCCCUGAGACCCAGAACGACACCUUCCUUGGGCAGGGGUGGGCUGCCUCCCGCCCUGAGGGGACCUAGUAUGGAACUAGACCCAAGGGCUUUCCUGCAGAGCCCUGGCACCCGCCUGGCUGUGCACUUUCCUUGCUGUCUCUGCCAUGGUGCUGUGACUGCACUGUGCCGUUUGUGAUCUGGACUGUGGCUUCCCUGCCACCCCACCUCGUGCCCCUGCCCACUGGCACUGUCCUCGCCACCCCCUUUCUCAAGCCCAUUGGCAGAGAGCCCCUUCCCUGGGGAACUCUUGUUGAAGACUUUCCCAGGCCUAACAGCGUUUUUACCUAUUUCCUACUUUUGUACAGGUCAUGAGGGUGGUGAGGGUGGACCCCCUGAGACAAGCAGACCAGGUGGGGUGACGGGGAGAGGUGUUGAUGGAGGCAACUAGCUAUCGAGGGGGAUGAUGGAGGUGAUGUCAGGCAGAAGAGAGAAGCCUCCACAAUGACAGCCAGAUUUCUGUGAUGAAGGACAGAAGGAGCCAGCAGGCCAACAAGGCCAUAUCUCGGUUAGGGGCAGGUGGGACAGCUGGUCGCCUCUUCUGUAGCCACAGGGAGUGGAGUGGUUCAGGUCUGGGGGGGCCUGGGAAAUGCGUGGAGAAGAGGACAUGGGCCCCCAGGCCCUUUCCCCCUCUGCUGGCAGCGUUGCUGUGGGGGUGGCUCGCUGCCCUCCCCUGGCCUGCUGUCUGCCCCUGGCUGGGGCGUGCCCGCCUGUGCUGUGCUUGCAUUGUGCAUCAAUAAACCACCAUGGCCUG